AUGGAUGUAGGACUAGGAGAUCAGAGCCAAUUGAUCAUCAAAGGAAAGAGUGGAUACUUGUUUGUAGAAGAAUCUUCUAAACUGUAUCUGCCCUCCAGCAAGCUUGGAGAGGAUGAAAACUUUCACAGUGCUGCACAGACAUGUCUGAAAGAGGUUGUGUGCAUUGAUGCCGAGAUCCUUGGCAUUGUGAACAUUCAGCACCGCAACUGCAAUGGCCUUAGGAAAUGUACAGUGACAUACUAUGCUGAGCAGAGGCCUGGUCGAGGCAGCUUUCCUGAGGUCCCCAAGGUCAAGAUAAAAUGGUUCACACCACAUCAAGCCAAGCAACUACCCAACUUCAGUAUUGUGAAACUUAUAAAGAAGGUUGAAUCUGGAGUUGCCAUUGGUAACCUGUGUCCGACUGGUGUUCUGGAAGGGACAGAGGGAGACGGGAGGAGUGAGGGUUCACUCAAGAACCUAAGGCCUCAGUUCAACAGAGGUACUUCACUGGAGGAACAGAUGCUCACACAAGCUGGAUACGGAAUAUUUGAGUCUGAGCAGAUAGAGAAGCUGUUUCAAGAGCAUUGUGAUUCUCCUGGUGGGAAACUGAACCUGGAGCAGUUUACUGCUAUCAUGUCGAAAUUGGGCUACAACUCUGAGCACUGCCUUCAAUGCUUUAAAGCCAUGCAAGUGCCUCCAGUAGAGUCUGGACUAUCUCUGUCUGAGUUCCGUGUGGGGUUAGCAGCGAUGGACCCCCGCACAGUGCAUGGUGACCUCUGUGCACAGUUUCGCUGCCAGUACAUCUUUAAGUUUUACAACACAUCUGGCCUCGAGAGACUCAAUUAUCAGGACUUCCAGAGAAUGUUAGCGGACAUAGUGAGAUUGAAGAAACACAACAUUAAGGAGGGAGAUUGGGAGAAGCUGGCAAAGGACAACUGGAGUCACUUCGGAGUGUCCUUGAGUGAGACUCUAUCUCUGGAUGAGUUCCUGAGGGUGGUGGGCCAAUUAAAGUUCCGAGGGACCUCUGUUCUCUUCCGUCUCUCCUCUCCCCCUAUCCAGCGCGCUCUCUCUCCUCUUCGAACCAUGGCAGAGCCAGUGAGCCCGUCUUUUACCUCUAAGAAGAGACCCUUUAACUUACCUGAUAUAAAGGAUGAAGCAGAAGAUAUGGACACAACUUCUUUGCCGCAACUGAACAGCAAGUCUGAGAGUGAAGAUGUGUCCAAUAGUGGUGACAACAGUGGGAAGCUUUCCUCGUCUGUCAGCGAUGACAAUAUGGACGACCUUUCAGAUGAUGAUGGUGAUGAUAUCACCAUUGCAACACACUUUGUGAAGGUCCGUCGUAGUGGAGCUUUGAGUGAUGUGUCCACAUUGUGGGACCUGAUGGGCACUGAGGCCAUCUCUGGGAGUUUAGAUGCCUUGGAUAGACCAGGAUUCGACAGACUGCCCUCUAUCAAUGCCUUCGAUAAGCAAUCCAAAUCCAAUGAGAUGCUGUCUGGUCUCCGCUACUUUGAGCAUGCUCUCAAAGACAAUGGGCGAGGUCAACCAAAAGCUGCUUUCUCCUGGGGUGCUGUUGACAUGUUAUCUGUUGCCAAGUGUUUCAUACAGAUUUGCACCAGAGCAGCUGACAUAUUUCAGAGUGAAUCUCGACUGCUUGAAGUUGCUUCCCCUUGUUACGUCCUUGGUGACAUUCACGGGAACUUUCACGAUCUUGUGUGCUUCGAAAAAGUACUAUGGCGGAUGGGUCCCAUUCUCACUCCGGCCACGUUCCUGUUUCUAGGUGACUACGUGGACAGAGGUCCUCAUGGAUUUGAGGUGGUGGCCUACCUCCUGGCACAAAAGCUUCUUAUGCCCUCCAAGUUCCUACUCAUUAGAGGGAACCAUGAAAUUCGUGAGGUUCAAGAGACGUUCUCUUACAAGGAAGAGUGUCUGGAGAAGUUUGGAGCUGACCUGGGGGCUGAAGUGUGGGAGGCAACCAACAAGGCCUUUGACUACAUGCCUAUUGCAGCUGUCGUUGACCGCAAGGUGUUCUGUGUCCAUGGCGGCAUACCGUUCCCAUCCCCUGGGAGGGAGUACAUCUCUGCCAUCAACGAUGUGCCUGCUAACCUGCCCAACCCUAUGGGCCAGAGCGACCUGGCCUGGGACAUCAUGUGGAAUGACCCCAUCAGGAGUGAUGAGAUUGACCCUGCUAUAGAGGUACAUCUCGGUGAAAACAAGGGGUUCAUUGACAAUUUUGCCAGGGGGACUGCUCACAUGUUCAGUUCCGAUGCUCUAGAAGAUUUUCUGAAGAGGAACAGACUCUCUCAUGUGAUACGAGCCCACGAGUGCAAGGCAGCUGGUUUUCAGAUACAACAGCGUGGUCGUCUGCUCACUGUUUUUUCGUCUUCUCACUAUUGUGGUUCUACCAACGAAGCAGCCUGUGUGCUCAUCGAUAACAAGAAAAUAAGAACCAUUCGUCUUGAUACUACCUAGGAGAUACUCAUUUGAUUUGUUGUGUUAAAAUGUUUAUAUUAAUUUUUUCGCUGGUUGCACAAACUUAGUUUUUCAUCACUUGUAUAUAUUGCACACUCCAUUUUCUAACGUUUUGAGUUGACAUUACACCGUUUAUACAUAGA
This is a messenger RNA of Halichondria panicea, 2591 nucleotides long. RefSeq lists its product as uncharacterized. Lineage: Eukaryota; Metazoa; Porifera; Demospongiae; Suberitida; Halichondriidae. The coding region runs from base 1 to 2448 and encodes 815 amino acids. The transcript is spliced from 13 exons. Gene Ontology annotation, cellular component: cytoplasm; nucleus. Gene Ontology annotation, molecular function: protein serine/threonine phosphatase activity. The record is from RefSeq and is a predicted model, not a curated record.